This is a messenger RNA of Rotaria sordida, 936 nucleotides long. Lineage: Eukaryota; Metazoa; Rotifera; Eurotatoria; Philodinida; Philodinidae. The record is from the annotation of a GenBank genome assembly.
AUGUCAUCGAUACGAAAAAGGAUAUCCCGGUUCAAUCAGCGAUUAGCACAAUCAUAUCGACGACAUGUAGCCUUGCAAUCUGUAUUUGGUACUUUAAGUAAUGCUGGUGCACAUGUCUCAGCAACUGUUCCAUCUUCAUCAUUAUUUUCUCCAUCUGACAUUUCAUUUUCAUCACAUUCAUUACCAUUACCAAAUAUACCUAGUCUUUCACCAUCCAACAGAAAUCGUUCUUGCUCUACUUCUUCUUGUUCGGCGAUACAAUCAGAAAAUUCUUUUAAUUCGAAUAAUAAUUCUACCUGUUCGAUAGACAAUGAUGAUUUUAAUUCCAUUAAUAUCGAUGUUACAGGCGAUGUUAAUACACCAUCGUCUUCUGAUUUUGAAUUAGAAGAUACUACAAAACCGUUAACUUCACAAGAGAUUGCUGUUUUACUUGUCGAAUUACGCUAUAGGCAUUCACUCACACGAUCAUGCAUUACAAAUAUUUGUGAAUUAUUACAGUUAUUAAAAGUACCAAAUGCCUUACUUAAUUUUGCCAAUAUUGAGUCGUUAAUUCUUUGUCCACAUCGAUCAACUACAUUUCCUCGUAAAUCAGUUAUACGUCCUUCAUGUUUCAAACAAUCAUCAAAUUCAAAAAUGCGUACAAAUACUCCUAAUUGUGACGCUCAAUUUUCAUUUGUUCGAGUACCUACAACGAAUUAUACAUUUGCACUUGAACCACAAAUUAGAUCAAUAAUUGAACGAAAUCCAAUAAUGAAAAGAAAAGAUAAUAAACAGGUACUUUCAGACAUUACGGAUGGUUUAGCAUAUAAAAAGAUACUUGAAAUGGAACCACAGCCAUUCCUUAGUCUAUUGAUGAAUUCGGAUGGUAGUAUUGUAAAAGCAACUUCAGCAUCUGUCUGGCUUACCACAUUUGUCAUUAAUGAAUUGCCACGAAAA